This is a messenger RNA of Parnassius apollo (apollo), 786 nucleotides long. The record is from the annotation of a GenBank genome assembly. Lineage: Eukaryota; Metazoa; Arthropoda; Insecta; Lepidoptera; Papilionidae.
AUGAGCACACUAAAAACGAUGUAUAGAAAACGAUUAGCACAGUUACUUGGCAUUCCCGAAUGUGAGCUUCCAGAAACACGAUCAACGUCGCUUGGGGAAAAGCUUCAGGAUGAGUUUCCACAGGUGACAAUACAUCGUCCUUCCAGUGAGUAUCAGUUAGUGUGCAAAUCUGCAGGCUUAUCUCUUCAUGCACAUUCUCACGAUCUUCAUCAAGACGCAAUUGGCUAUUCUAGAUUUAGCGCAGCUCUCAGGAAGGAGAUGAAAAGCUGGAAAACCUGUUUCAGAGGCACAUUCGAUAAAAACUGUCAAGAAUCUUCAGUCCCUCCUCUUCUUUUGGCCUCACUCAAUAUGAUUAUUUAUGGAACAUGGUACCCUGAAGAGUGCAGGGCUACUGAGCCAGCUCUGGCUAUAGCGCAGCUCGUAAUGUUUAAUUACAAAAGUAAAGCACCUAGUGGUAAUAUUAUGCAACAUGACAAAGAGCACGAGCCACCACUGCCACUCUAUUCAGCCCUCGAGGUUUAUGGUCGCACGCGUAGCAAGACUGUAAUUGACGAUUUGCACAAACGUGGCUUAUCGGUUUCAAAAAACCGUGUCCGUGAGGUAACAUCUGCACUGUGCCACUUAAAUAUUAAUCGAGCUGAAGAGGAAGGAUUACUAUGUUCCAGUAAUCUUUUGCAAAGUGUGUUUACUAUUGGAGCCUAUGAUAAUGUAGACCACAAUCCAUCAAGCAAUACUUCAGAAGGUUUUUUCCACGGAACAAGCAUAUCAGUGUUUCAAACACCAUAG